This is a messenger RNA of Spodoptera exigua (beet armyworm), 2763 nucleotides long. The record is from the annotation of a GenBank genome assembly. Lineage: Eukaryota; Metazoa; Arthropoda; Insecta; Lepidoptera; Noctuidae.
AUGGUAAGCAAAUGGCGACCAUCAUGGAUACACAAGAAGAGUUACGAGUGCGUUGUUGGCCUUUGCAACUCAUCAGUUAAAGUUGAACAGUUGCCAAAAAAGGUCCGCGGUCCGGGAGCAGACAUGUCGACGGUGGAUGUGGACGCGGUACUGGGACGUACGGCGUCUCUCCCCUGUGACGUCACUCCCGACACUAAUGAAGACAGGGUCUAUAUGGUGCUGUGGUUCCGGAAAAGUGGGGGCAAACCUAUAUAUAGUUUCGACGUCCGUGGGCGGUCUUUCAACAAGGCGCUACAAUGGUCAGACCCGGGCGCGUUUGGACCUCGAGCGUACUUCGCAACAGUGGCUCGACCAGCAGCACUCACCCUCAGCUCCGUACAACUAGACGACGAGGGCGUCUACCGGUGUAGAGUAGACUUCAAGAACUCGCCCACGAGAAACUUCCAAAUCAGACUAACUGUAAUAGUGCCUCCUCAUCAAAUGUUGCUGUACGAUAAGUCUGGCGCGGAUGUGUCUGGCGUGGUGGGGCCAUUGGAGGAGGGAGCUGCCUUGGUAUUAGUGUGUGAAGUACGGGGAGGUCGCCCGGAGCCAACAGUAUCGUGGUGGAUAGACGGGACGCCAGCCUCCCAAUACAUAGGAGUUAAGACAGACACACACGUGAUUGUCAAUCGGCUAGAGUUGCAGCAUUUGAAGAGAGAAGACCUAAAUACUACGUUUAAGUGCCGAGCUUCGAAUACAAACUUGGUCCCUCCACAAGAAAAAGUCGUCAGGCUUGAGAUGAACCUGAUUCCACUGUCAGUAUCUCUACUAAACCGGCCACAACAGCUACUGUCGGCUGCAGCAGCAACUCUUCGAUGUGUAUCAGAAGGCAGUAGACCACCAGCUCAGAUAGUGUGGUAUAAGGACAACAGAAGUUUUGACAGAAAUAUGGUGACUGAUCAUUCAAACGAGACUUGGUCGGUCAGCACGUUGGUGUUUAGUCCGAGUCCUGCUGACAAUGGAGCUAUCAUCAAAUGCGUAGCUGCCAACCCUAGCUUACCUACCAAGUCGAUAGACGACCAAAUACAGCUCAACGUUGUAUACAGUCCCCUAGUGUCGCUGACGCUCGGCAGUACACUCAACCCUCACGACAUCAAGGAAGGCGACGACGUGUACUUUGAGUGCAACGUGCGCGCCAACCCUAGAGAACAUCGCAUCUCUUGGUUCCAUAACGAUAGGCCAGUUAGUCAAAACAUGACUUCAGGCAUUAUAGUCAGCACGCGGUCGCUCGUCCUACAGAAAGUGACGCGGAAGGAAGCUGGCAGUUACUCCUGUAAGGCGGCCAACGCAAGAGGGGAGACAUCUAGCAAAGUCGUGACCUUGAGAGUUCAAUAUGCUCCAGUAUGUGGUGAAACGUCACCGCAAGUGGUGGGUGCAGCGCUCGACGAGGCAUUGCGCGUGCGCUGCUCAGUGCACGCCGACCCUGCUGACGUCACAUUUCUCUGGCAGUUCAAUAACAGCGGCGAGAGUUUCAACGUUUCACCAGCUAGAUACGGUACAGUAAAUGGGAGUAUAAGCGAGCUACGGUACACACCAGCCAGCGAGCGCGACUACGGCGCGUUGACCUGCCGCGGCACCAACACUGUGGGCAGACAGGCGCAACCUUGUGUCUUCCAAAUUGUUCCAGCUGCUCGUCCGUCUCCGCCGAGGAAUUGUACAGUGUCUGCUGGCAAUGGAUCCAAUUGGAUCGAGGACUCGAGCCGGGAGGACUAUGGCGAGCCUCUAACUGUUCGCUGCGUCACAGGCUAUGAUGGAGGUCUGCCUCAGCUGGUAGUGUUAGAAGCAUUGGAUUCAGAAAAUGGGAAGAUCAGGUUCAACGUUACGGCUAAUGAGACUGAUGGAGUUGCCAUAUUCCUUGUACCAGCCGGGGUUUUAUGGUCGAGCGGCAGUGCACUCAGGCUGACGGUGCAUUCGAGGAAUGAUAAAGGAGCUUCAGACCGCAUCAUGUUGCACGCACUUGCAUAUCAAGACCCUGAAAGAAGAACAGAUGGUGGCAACAGUCUAAUGGCUGGUGUCUCGAAAGCUGCUUUCUGGUCGAUUAUCUUCACUGCCAUAAUUUGCGGAUGCGCGGCCAUUUUCACAGGAUAUUUUCUUCGAAGAAAAAGGGCUGAUGUUCUGCCACGUAUCGUGGUCUCAGUCUGGAGUAAGAGACUCGCCGCCCGACCAGAACCAGACCCCAGCGUACGGCGCGUAGUGUUCCGCGCGCGCCUCAAAGACCCAAUAGACCACCACAGACGGGGCCCCAUAGGGCUGAUGUUCAGCCGGGGUUGCGGGGUAAGCGCAAUGAGGUACCGCGACCUCGGCCCAGAGCAGGAGAAGGAACAGGGGGUAUUCACCAAUACAUAUUGUAUUUUGUCCAGAAGUAAUCCUCCUACAAAGCAACAGUCGUCUGAGCUUCAACUGAACGCAGGCGACGGACAGUACGUGGUGGCCUACACACUUAAGCCACCCAAACAAGCUCAGCCGGAUAUAUUGAACCCGCCGCCAGACGGGGCGCCGCCGAGCGCGAAGUGUGUUGCAGAGGCGGCCGCGAAAAAUGGCGCUCUCCACCCAACCGAGGAGUGGGGGAGCGAACGCGCCAGCGCAGCGCUUGACGAUCAUCGACCCGUACUGUCGCCGAAGGCAGUUUUAAAUAAGCCACCUGUACCACUAGGCGCGAUGACGUUAAGUAGGAGAGAGCAUCUUAUAGCUGAAGAGAUACCAGGUCCAGAGAGUUGUGUAUAA